Molecule: messenger RNA, 3201 nt
Organism: Exaiptasia diaphana
Lineage: Eukaryota; Metazoa; Cnidaria; Anthozoa; Actiniaria; Aiptasiidae
Product: ankyrin repeat domain-containing protein 12
Exons: 12
Coding region: 313-2514 (733 amino acids)
Cellular component (GO): nucleoplasm
Molecular function (GO): protein binding
Source: RefSeq, a predicted model, not a curated record
UUGGCGGGAAGAACGAUUCUAAAUCUCCAGAGGCGCAAGGCUAUUGUCCUCAAACAAGAAAAAAAAUUACUUUCAGCAUUGACCUCAGGUGAUUUCUCUCAUGUGGAAUCCAUUACUUUGAUUCUGGUUUUCGGGUGAGUGUCUGUCAACAGAUUCGAGAUUAUCAGUGGAUUCCUGCCGAAACUUGAGCAUCAUGGCGUUAUAGGUUUCAGUUUCUCUGUCGAUCUUUGCGACUGAACAUCGAUCACAACAACUCAUUCCUUCCAGACGCUKCCUAGUGAUUUCAAGGACUCUAUCCAUCUCUUAGCCACAAUGGUAUCUACACUAGGAGCAACYAAUCUUGAUUCUCCCAUCACACCAGCMAAUGGAAAACAAAUCCACWGUCAUGACAUGGAGUCUCUCUAUACUACACCUGAAGAUGGUUUGAUGGAAACUGAACAGCCACUCAAGGAUUCUGUAGUCAAAAAGAAGGGAAGUCGGACUGUAUCAAAAAGAAAGUUAUUCUUGAAUUCUGGAACUCCAGCUAAAGUGAAAAAGUUACCAAGUCCUUCAUUAAAGAGUUCAAAGAAGAYCACACCAUCACCAGUGGCAGCUUCUCCCAUCAGUAAAGAMKCACCAUGGCCUAGUUACCCACUUACAGAAAGACAACAACUACAAUAUCUGCUGGAGGUCACAGCUAAAGAUGCCCAACCUAAAGACCAACAAGAGACGGACAGUGAUGAAGGACAAGGCCAAGGUCAAGCAUUUACCAAGUUAAAAAAGAAAGAUAUCACAAAGAAAGAAAGCAAUACAGUUAGAAUCAACAAGAGGAAUGAGCGAGGGGAAACUCUUUUACAUGUUGCUGCUAUUAAAGGAGAUGUUGAUGAUACUAUAGAUUUAAUCAAAGCUGGUAUAGUUGUUAAUGCUAAAGAUUAUGCAGGGUGGACUCCACUUCAUGAAGCAUGUAAUUUUGGACAUUUACAAAUUGUUGAGGAACUAAUCAAGGGUGGUGGCAAUGUAAACUCACCUGGAUAUGAAGACAUUAGCCCUCUUCAUGAUGCAGUCAUCAACAAUCAUGUUCAGGUCGUAGAGCUACUUUUAAAGUAUGGUGCUGACCCAGAGCAGAGAACAAUGCAAGGUUUUACAGCUAUAGAYCUUGCUAGAUCAGCAACUAUCUUAGAAAUACUUCAGAGUGUAAAACCUCUACAGAAAAGUAUCCCUUCUAUUAUCAAAAGAGAACACAAUCCUGUAUAUUUAGAAAGUAAUCUUGACAAUGAAACCAAUGGUUAUUCAUCUCAUACGUCAUCAGAAGAAAGUUACUUUAGACCAUCACAAACUAUAGAUCCUGUUUAUCAAGAUACAUCUAGCACAUCUGUCAUAAAAGACUUGCCACGACAGAACUCACCAUAUUCACGUAGGAGCUCAUCUAGCACAAGUCUUCACAGUGAAAUUGAUGAUAAUAUUGAUCCUGCACGCUUGAAUGAGUGUCUAGACAAAGCCAUGGUACAGAUGUCAUCUUAUUUAGAUCCAAAGAAAGAUUGCUUUGAUUACGAUAAUGAAUUUCCAACCAGUAAAUACAACUCACAAGUGACUGCAAUGCCGGUUAGUAAAUCAAAAAGUGACGAUGARACUUUGGUGAAGACAAAUCUACAAGUCUCAAGCAAUGGUAGUGCAUCAUCUUGUAUWAAUGGUUUAGGGCUUUCACAGUUGAAGAAUGAUAAAUCAACAGCACAGAAGGAAACUAUARUGCAGGAUUCACAGUUUAAUAAAGAAAACCAACCAGUCUCUAAGAGUUUAUCAUGUCACAGCAAGACACUGACGCAGAGYACUCAAGCUAAAUCUGAUUCCAGUAAAGCUAUUAGUGAGAGCUAUGCAAAGUCUUGUCAGGAAUGUGUAGGACACAUCAAGAAUCCAACAUGGAGAAAAGCUUUGGCAAAGCAAUACCAUAACCCUGCAAACCUUCCACUAUAUGUACCAGGAUAUCACAAGUUUACUAUGAAGAGUAGGAAUUACACAACACACAGUCAAAUUAAUAUUCCUGAGAAAAACUCUGAUGGCAGCCUGAAGGGAAAUAAUGAACUCUCCAGGCUAAAAAUGCAACACAAGAUUGAACAAGAAAAGCUGAAAUUGUGUUUUGARCAAGAAGUAGUUAGGUUGUUUGGUAGGUUYGCCAGAUCAGCUGUCAAGAAGGAGGUUCCUAUAAGUGCAUGYACAAUUCUCAAACACCAGAUGCUGUCGCAUGGCAGAGCAGUUCAGAAUUCAAAACCAAGCAUCCCUACCAAUGAAAUCACGUGUCAAUCCAUGAAAGCAGAGGUUGAAGAAUUAUUACAAAAAUUUGAAAAAAGAAAGGUUGAACUUCUUACCAGACAAAAGCAUGAAUUUGAUGCUGUUAUAGCUCUACAAAAACUAGGUUUAGACCCCCAAUGUCAAGAUCAAUUAAUAGAUAUAGAUGACUAUAAAUUAGAAGAUUUUGAUGUUACACCAUCUGGGUUUAAAGCUUCCUAUGAACAAUUYUUCAGUCGCAUUGAUCACUAAAGCAUUGGAUCAUAUUUUGAUACCUCUACAAUUGCGUCAUUCUGAACUACCUUAUGUUUCUCUGGUAUGUAUUUCCAACACUUUCAUAGUUUAGUUUAGGUAAGGACAACCAGGUGUUUUCAUAUAUAUUCUAGUAAAUACAAAGAGUUUGAAGGGAUUGUGCAAUUUCACGGGCAAUUUUAUGCUCUAUUUGAUACAGUAAUACUAGAGAAAUUGAAAACUGAUUUUCAAAAAUACCACUAGGAACCCUGAAAAGAGUUUUUAUGGUAUACAUUCAUACAGUAUAGCCCUGCAGUAGUCUGCAGUCAACAGUAGUGCAUUAAUAUAUUAUGAUAUAGCUAAAAUGAUGGAAACUAGCAGUGAACUAGUAUAUAAGUUGGUAUUUCUAAAGAAACAUCRUCAUUGUAAAAAAGUAGGUGRAACAACUUACURGCGUUUUGGACAUUGAUCCUUUACUACAACGAAGAAUUAACAUUCACCUCCUUUUUUAAGRUGUUAAAAUUUAUCUUUUUGCACAACUAUCAUAUAGCUAGCAAACUAGCCUUGUGGUCAUGCAUAAAGAAAUGUAGAUGCUAUUCCAAUUUUUGAAUGAUUAUAUCAAAUAUUUUUGUCUUGUGUAAUUAACCACAAUGUUAUGAAAAAUGCUAGGUUAUUGUUGAAAUAAAAGAUGACAUUUGAUACUUUUUA